This is a messenger RNA of Danio rerio (zebrafish), 2302 nucleotides long. It is a transcript of the gene dusp1, whose product is annotated as dual specificity phosphatase 1. Gene Ontology annotation, biological process: negative regulation of MAPK cascade. Gene Ontology annotation, cellular component: nucleus. NCBI's taxonomy places the organism in Eukaryota, Metazoa, Chordata, Actinopteri, Cypriniformes, Danionidae. The record is from RefSeq and is marked validated. Gene Ontology annotation, molecular function: MAP kinase tyrosine/serine/threonine phosphatase activity; protein tyrosine/serine/threonine phosphatase activity; hydrolase activity.
AGAACAAGAAGAAAAGCAGUAACGAGUUUAGAAUUGAAAACAAAAGAACUGACAUUUCAGCGUCGCUUCACGGACUAUUACAACAUCAAAUUCUCGAUCACGGGACUUUGGAGAAACUUUUCAAGCGCGCUGGGUUUGUUUCGUUCAUCUAGCUGUAUGUAUUUAGAGCUGUCCUUCUGUACUAUGGUCAUCAUGGAAGUGCCCACUAUCGAUUCGGCCUCACUUCGGGAUAUGUUGGAGGGAGACGACCCGGAUUGUUUGGUUUUGGACUGUCGCUCCUUCUUUUCUUUCAGCGUAUCUCACAUUUCGGGCUCCAGUAAUGUGCGCUUCAGUACUAUCGUGCGCCGGAGGGCCAGAGGGGGGCUGGGGCUUGAGCACAUUGUGCCCAACGAGGACACCAGGAACAGGCUUCUGUCCGGGGAAUACCAGAGUGUCGUUUUCCUGGAUGACCACAGUCUAGAGAUGGGAGAAGUGAAGAAAGACGGGACUUUAAUGCUCGCUGUGAACGCGUUGUGCCGCAAACAAUGUGGAGCAAGUGUAUACCUUCUUAAAGGUGGAUUUGACACAUUUUCCGCUGAGUUUCCUGAAAAGUGUACAAAGACCGUCCCCCCACAAGGCUUGAGUUUACCUCUGAGCUCCAACUGCCAUUCAAACACCGCUGAUUCCUCCUGUAACACAUGUACAACCCCUCUGUAUGAUCAGGGUGGCCCUGUAGAAAUCCUGCCUUUCCUAUAUUUGGGCAGUGCUUAUCACGCUUCCAGAAAAGACAUGCUGGACAUGUUGGGGAUCACCGCUCUUAUUAACGUCUCUUCCAACUGUCCCAACCACUUUGAAGACCACUACCAGUACAAAAGCAUUCCAGUUGAAGACAACCACAAGGCUAACAUCAGUUCCUGGUUCAACGAGGCCAUCGAAUUUAUUGAUUCUGUACGGAAUAAAGGUGGACGUGUCUUUGUUCACUGCCAAGCGGGAAUCUCGCGCUCUGCCACCAUCUGUCUGGCUUAUCUGAUGCGCACCAACCGCGUCAAACUGGAAGAGGCCUUCGAAUUCGUUAAACAGCGACGCAGCAUCAUCUCGCCCAACUUCAGCUUCAUGGGCCAGCUUUUACAAUUCGAGUCGCAAGUUCUGGCCUCCUCUACGUGUUCCUCAGAAGCAGGAAGCCCCGCCAUUGGCAAGAACAGCACUGUGUUCAACUUCCCCGUCCACACAGCGGCCAGUCCUCUUUCCUUCCUGCAGAGUCCCAUCACUACCUCACCCUCCUGCUGAGACACACUCUUUAAAGUGGUCAGACUCCUAAUCUCGCCUCUCAACCGGCGAGACUUUUAUUUAUAUGAAGACUGUAUGAUCCCUGAGGUGAUCUUGCCAGUAUUAAAAGCCUCGGGAAUCUUCCUGAAUGUUCCUGUUGCUAACUGUUUUCCACGAUUGCUCAAUUUGACGAUGGCUAAUGUAGCCUAGAACUCUGUUUUAGCAUUUUUAUACUGUGGUCCAUAUUUGACUUAACCUUUUAAUGUGACGAAUAUUAAAGGGACCGUUCACCUGAGAAUUUUACUCGGGCUUCACUCAAUUCAAAUCUUUGGGUUACUAUUUUUUCUGUUGAACACAUAAGAUAUUUUGAGCAAUGUUAAAUCUGUACCCAUCGACUUCCAUAGUAAGUUUUCCCUACUUUGGAAGCCAAUGUUUACAAGUUUUCAGCAUUUUCAAAAUACGUUUUCAAAAGAAACAAUAGUGAGAAUUAAAUUAAGUGAAAAAUCUCUUUAAAGUAGAAACUGUCCUCCAUUGUGUUAUUAUUUUGAUCUUGAUAAUCAGUUUUGUGGUCAUUUGUUAGCAUCAAAAAAGCCCCAUGUCUUAUAGGUUGCUCAGGGAUUGUCGUCCUUUUUUAUGUUGUUGUUUUGAUUAUGUGAGUCUGAGGAGGGAGGGAAGUCACUAGACUUGAAGGUGCUAUCAAAAAGUACUGCUACGAUUUUUAUUCUUAGAACAUUGAAUGUAGUCUUUCCAGGCUCUGCCGUAAGACAGUGGAUGUUGAAGUGUUUUAUUUUGUGCAAGCCUGUCAUGCCUUUUCAAAAAGCAAUCUGAUUCCAGACGUUUGCUUGUCUGUAAACAAACAGCGAAAUACCUCAUGUGUCUGUACUGUUGUCAGUCCGGUAAGAGUCCUCUUCCCUUAAGCACUACUAACAGGAAUUACUCUUACAGGGCUUUUUUUGAUAUGUGACUAUUUAUUGACUAAAUUAAUAUAUUUCUUAUGCUAUAUUUUUUCAUAUAUUUGUGAUACUUGCUGACAAAUAAACAUGUUUUUUAUAUGCAA